AAAAAGUAUGUGGGCUCGGUUGCAAAAUGCUGCUUUGUCUGUUUAUCAAAGUCGAUCAAUUUUUGUGUGUCCUUCCCUGUUAUGUCACUCUGUUCGUUUAUUUGAGAAAGAAUUGAGAUAAAAAAAUUUCAAUCGAUUCGAAUCAAAGUUAUAUUUACAAAUCCCUAACCCUAAAAUCUCAAAAAGCCAAUCAAUCUCGGGGCUCUGCUUCUUCUCUGUAGGACGAAGAUGAAAGCAGAUUGUGUGGUGGCAGGCUUGGUUUAUGGUUUGAUUUUGUUAGUGGCUGAGGUUCAUGGCAACACCGCGCCGGCUUUUCUAUGGUCGCCUCAUGAUGAUCAGUUCUCAAGUAAUGUAGUUAAGGAUGCAGUAAAUUAUCAGACCAUCUCUUCAAAGGAUCUAGCAAGGUCUGUUCUGACUGAAGGUGGCUGGUCAAACUUACUGUGCUCAGGGAAGAAAUUUCAGAACACUGUGGAUGUGGCACUUGUCUUUGUUGGUAGAGAGUUGCAAUCUUUGGAUAUUUCAGCUAAUAAACAUGCAGACCAAGCUCUUGUAGACUUGCUCAAGGUGUCUUUCACAAGAUCCAAUUUUUCCAUGGCAUUCCCGUAUGUUGCUGCAUCAGAGGAGGAGACAAUGGAAAAUUUGUUGGUUUCAGGGUUUUCAGAAACAUGUGGGCAUGAUUUGGAUAUCAGUAAUGUUGCUUUCCUGGAAUCAUGCUCUGUAAAGGAUGGAAAUUUUCAAAAAAUUGCAGACCUGCACUCAGUACAUGAUUAUCUGGUUUCAAGAAUUGGAAAGAGGCAAAAUGGGCAAGCAGAUUUGGUUGUGGUCUGCCAUGGAGGGUCUGGUAACUUGAAAGAACUUGACCAACCACAAUCCGAAAGUGUGAUUCUUACUGAGCUUAUCAGAUCUGUGGAGCAGUCUGGGGCAAAAUAUGCAGCUCUCUAUGUUUCAGAUCCCUUUAGCUCAAUUCAAUAUCCUUCGUAUCGGGAAAUUGGAAGGUUUCUUGCUGAAGGUGCAUCGGGAAAUAAAUCAGGAAAUUCUACCUGUGAUGGAGUUUGCCAGUUUAAAUCAUCACUUCUGGAGGGAAUUCUAGUUGGUGUCGUCUUGCUUAUAAUCUUAAUAUCGGGUCUUUGCUGUAUGAUGGGCAUUGACACUCCAACAAGAUUUGAGGUAGCCCAAGACUCUUGAUUCGUUGUUCGUGCAAAGAUAAGACCCAUCUGUUGUGGUGCUGGAUCUUAUAUUUUGGGGCAUUGGUGAAAGUAGUUGUUUGAUAUACAGUUGCAGCGAGCAGCGAUGUUAGUUUGUAAUAUUUGUUCACUUGCUCAAGAGCAUUAUAUCAUGUUGGAAAUAAUGGAGAAUCAUGUUAUUUUUGUAAACGAAUUGAGGUUAUUUUUGGGUUCA
Molecule: messenger RNA, 1398 nt
Organism: Quercus robur (English oak)
Lineage: Eukaryota; Viridiplantae; Streptophyta; Magnoliopsida; Fagales; Fagaceae
Exons: 9
Coding region: 229-1185 (318 amino acids)
Source: RefSeq, a predicted model, not a curated record